Helianthus annuus (common sunflower) is the source of this 3086-nucleotide messenger RNA. Its product is annotated as nuclear poly(A) polymerase 1. The transcript is spliced from 14 exons. Gene Ontology annotation, molecular function: poly(A) RNA polymerase activity; RNA binding. The coding region runs from base 861 to 2882 and encodes 673 amino acids. The record is from RefSeq and is a predicted model, not a curated record. Gene Ontology annotation, cellular component: nucleus. Lineage: Eukaryota; Viridiplantae; Streptophyta; Magnoliopsida; Asterales; Asteraceae.
CACCCCUUCCUGUUAUCCUUUAACGGCACUUCCAUUUUCUCCGUCAAGAUUCCCUCACUCGCCGUUAACUCACCGGCAAAACCCUCAAGAAACCUCAUCUCUGUACAAGAAGACACCACCUCGGAAGACGUCGUUUCGUCACCACUCCCUCCCACCGCCACCGCCGCCGGAGAUACAACAAACUUCGUAAACCCUAAUUACCCUAACCCUAAUACUUUCUUACCGCUUUAACGUAAAUCUCACAGUUUCGAGAUCGAAUCGGAGAAUUUAUUAAAUUUUUCACACCACUUUCAUUUAUCUGAGAUCUGAAGCAAACUGCAACAUAUCCACCGACUGAUUUGAGAUCCAGAAAUUUAUUAGCAGCUUGCAGAAAUUUGGCCCAAUAAGCCUAGGGCUUUCAAAUUUGGGGCUAUGGAUGACAAUAAUAUCAAUUGAACAACAUAGCUGUCAGGUGAAAGAAUUCACACAAAUCUAUCGGUUUCUCGAAGACCUACAACAGAUUGAUCGAAAAGAACGUGCCGAUUCACUUGUAGCAAGCUGUUGAUUCUUGGAUUCAGUUGAUCACUUGAAGUUGUUUGUUUUAAUCGAUAUCGUAGAGUUAGGGUUUGUUCUUAAUUAGCUAUAGUUAUCAAUUAAUAUAAAAGAAGCCCUAUUUGGUUAGUUUUUUAUUAUUUUUUUUAUUGUAGCACUUGGCUAAUUUAUAAUGGCCUGAGACAUACUGUACCAUUAAGGAAGAUUUAUUGUGGCGUUUUUAUUAUUUGUUUUCUUACUUGUUCUAUGCAAAACUAAGGGAGGAUUUAAGUGUUUGUUCAUACCAGACUCUCAACUUCUUUUGAGAAAAUUUUGUAUUUUUACAAGAUAUGAUGGGUACCCAAGGCUUUAAUGGUCAGAAAAAUGGCCAAAGAUUGGGCAUCACCGAGCCGAUAUCUUUGGGUGGACCAACUGAGUAUGAUGUAAUCAAGACUAAAGAACUUGAAGAGUUUUUGGCUGAGGCUGGACUGUAUGAGAGUCAAGAAGAGGCCAUACGUAGGGAAGAGGUUUUGGGACGGCUCGACCAGAUUGUAAAAAUCUGGGUGAAAAAAGUAAGCCGGGCAAGGGGGUUGAAUGAACAGCUUGUACAAGAAGCAAAUGCCAAAAUUUUCACCUUUGGGUCCUAUCGUCUUGGGGUACAUGGACCUGGUGCAGAUAUUGAUACACUCUGUGUUGGACCAAGACAUGCAGAUCGAGAUGAGGAUUUCUUCGGUGAACUUAAAAGAAUGCUUUUGGAGAUGCCUGAUGUAACAGAAUUGCAUCCUGUACCUGAUGCUCAUGUUCCUGUGAUGAGAUUCAAGUUGAAUGGGGUUUCAAUAGAUCUUCUGUAUGCAAGACUCUCACUUUGGGUUAUACCUGAUGAUUUGGAUAUUUCUCAAGACUCGAUACUGCAAAAUGCAGAUGAUAAAACAGUUCGUAGUCUUAAUGGAUGUAGAGUUACUGAUCAGAUCCUGUCGUUAGUGCCUAAUAUUCAGAAUUUUCGCACAACGUUAAGAUGCAUGAGGUUUUGGGCCAAACGACGUGGAGUUUAUUCAAAUGUUGCAGGAUUUCUAGGUGGCAUAAACUGGGCUUUGCUUGUUGGGCGCAUUUGCCAGCUGUACCCUAAUGCAGUGCCGAAUAUGCUAGUUUGUCGGUUUUUUAGGGUGUACACUCAGUGGCGAUGGCCAAAUCCAGUAAUGCUGUGUGCUAUUGAGGAAGGAUCACUUGGAUUGCAAAUUUGGGAUCCAAGAAAAAACCCCAAGGAUAAAUACCAUCUAAUGCCAAUUAUUACCCCAGCUUAUCCUAGCAUGAACUCUAGCUAUAAUGUCUCAUCAAGUACUUUACGAAUAAUGACUCAAGAGUUUAAGAGGGGUCAUAAUGUUUGUGAGGCUAUGGUGUUGAAUAAUGGUAGUUGGCUUGAACUGUUUGAGCCGUAUCGGUUUUUUGAAGCAUAUAAGAAUUAUCUGCAGAUAGACAUAGUUGCAGUGUGUGAAGAGGAUAUGAUGAAUUGGAAAGGCUGGGUUGAAUCCCGUAUACGUUACCUUGUAUUGAAGAUCGAAAGAGACACAUUUAAAUUGCUGCUGUGCCACCCACAUCCAGGUGACUUUCCAGACAAGUCAAACCCAUUUCACUGCAGUUACUUCUUAGGUCUUCAACGAAAAGAGGGUGUUUCUGUGAAUGAUGCCAAGAAAUUUGAUAUACGGUCGACAGUCGAUGAGUUUAAAGGUAACGUUGGUUCAUAUACAGCAUGGAAACCCGGAAUGGGCAUAAGCGUAACUCAUAUCAGGCGUAGGGACAUUCCCGCUUUUGUUUUUCCUGGUGGUGUUCGACCUGCACGCCCUGCCAGAGCCAGUGUAGAGGAAAGGCGGAAUGUCCCAGACACAAGUGCUGCGAGCAGUCUGGAUGCAGAUAUUAAUGUUGUUGACAGACCUGCACCUGGACCUGGACCUGGACCUGAUGAUGAUGAUACAAGGAAACGCCAACAGGAGGAUUACCAAGAGUUGCCCGCUCCCAAGCGCUUAUCCACUGAUGUAGGUUUGCCUACUGAGGGUACUAAUGUCAAUGAUCAAGCAGGGGUUAAAACUGAAAACAAUGACGAUAUCAUCAAUGGUCAAUUAGUUUCUGGAGAAACCGAGAAGCUGGCCACUGAUUCUGGUCUGUGUGAAUCCUAUCAGAGUUCCCCUCAGCAACUUGAAGAACUUGAUAGUUUUCAAGAUAAGAAUUUAGGUGGAACUUCUGUGAAUGAGAGCUUAGAAGAACUUGAGGCCCCUGAACUUGUUGUGCCCCUGCCGAGGGCUGCACAUGCUACAGCUGCAGCACAGAGAAAGCCAGUCAUCAGGUUCAAUUUUACCUCCCUGGCCAACAGUAGUUGAAUUCUGCAUUAGUGAUCAUGUACACACACAACGCUCCUUUGUUAGCCCGGAGUAUCAACUGAGUCUUUGAUUAAAUGUUGAUCAACUCUUGUACUUGGCUUGCAGUAUCAUAGUCAGAUUACAAUGUGUGUUGGUAUCGCUAUUCGUCUUUUUUUUUUUUAUGUGGCAACUUUUGGGGUUAUAAAUAAAACAUAUAUUUUUACU